UUGUUUAUCAAUUUUUGGGUCAACCACGUCAGGUUAUCAUUUUUUGGCCAAACAUAUUGUGGAAAUGCUGCCGCGCUUAGUCAUACUCUCGCUGGGUGUCCUGGCCAGCCUCCAGCAGUGCCAGGCGGGCUCUCCCGAGGAGGAGCAGGGCGUCCGGUAUGCCAAUCGCUGUGAGGCGUGCAAAAUUCUGGCCGCAGAGCUGGAGGGGCGCCUGGGUGAGACCGGCAAGUCGCACGACGUGAUCGAGACGGGCUACUCUGUGGACGAUGUGCGGCCCAAGAAGCGCACCGAGUACCGCAGAAGCGAACUCCGCCUGCUCGAGUCGCUGGAGAAUGUCUGCGAACGCGUGCUGGCCUACAAUCUGCACAAGGAGCGCACGGACAGCACGAGAUUCGCCAAGGGCAUGUCACAGACAUUCCAGACGCUGCACGGCCUCGUCGACAAGGGUGUCAAGGUGGACCUGGGCAUACCCUACGAGCUGUGGGACAAGCCGCCCGUCGAGGUCACCCAAAUGAAGACCCAAUGCGAGAACAUGCUCGAAGAGUACGAGGAGACCAUCAGUGAUUGGUACUUCAAGCUGCAGGAGCAAAAGUCGCUGCGCCAGCAUCUCUGCGAGGAUCAUGUGCUGAAGAAAAAGGCUGAACGCGAGUGCCUCAAAGAGGAGCUGGCACCGCCACAGGACAAUCCCGCAGGCGACAAGGAAGAGUUGUAGGACACAGCAUUGAGUACCCAAGAGAUUACAUUACCACACGAGAUUCUCUCUAGUGCAUAGUUUGGAGCAAAGUAAAAAGUGUUUUAAUAGAUUUUAAGUAGACUUACGCGUCGUCUGUUGUCCUGCCUGUGCCUAAAAGCCCGUCCAAAGCGACUGAGCCACAAAAUGUUACUGAAAAUGCCGCUCAGUGGCCGAGGGGGCCCUAUUGAUUUGGUCGACAAUUAAAAGUUGAGUGACCUGAAAGGAGGUCACUCCGCUCCACUCCACCCAUUGCCAAAGAGGGCAUUGCCAGCCGCAUAAAUAUUCCUCCGCGUACCUCGUUCUGCGGCCUUCCCUCUCCCGCCAAAUGCAGUUCCGUUGCUGCGUCCUGUCCUCUGUGUUUUGUAUAAUAAAUACGUAGCGUAUAUUUAGAAAAUAAAAAAAAUAUGUG
Molecule: messenger RNA, 1142 nt
Organism: Drosophila obscura
Lineage: Eukaryota; Metazoa; Arthropoda; Insecta; Diptera; Drosophilidae
Gene: CNPYb
Product: protein canopy homolog 4
Exons: 1
Coding region: 65-712 (215 amino acids)
Cellular component (GO): endomembrane system
Molecular function (GO): signaling receptor binding
Source: RefSeq, a predicted model, not a curated record